AUGGGCGGCAAACGACAAACACCGGACAUUAAUAAAAAUGGGUGUUUUGACUUAAAGUCCGAGCUGGCCAAGUACGGCGAGUACCAUUCAAACAAACUCAAUGUCUCGAUCCACAUGGUGUUCCCCCACGAGCUGUUCAGCUACUCGGCCUCUAUCGCUUCCGCACUAUCUCAGAUCCCUGGCCCCAACCCACUACUGAAUUUCACCACUCUGGCAAUGCUCGGGUUCAUCUCCUUCUACGUAAUCCUCGAUCCAUUCGCUGGUCUAUUGACUGUGCCAAUCAUCUACGCGUUUCUGGUAACCGCGCAGCAGUUCGUCCUGACAACGCCCAAUGGAAUCGGCUUCGUUGGUCAUGGCGUUUUUGAAAAGCGCGCUCCGGCUUUGCUCAAUAAUCUCUUGCAGGCCCUGGUCAUGGCGCCAUUCUUUGUCUUUCUCGAGGUGUUGUUUAUCUGUGGCUACCGCCCCGGGCUGCAGCGCGAGGUGCGGAGCGAGAUCGGCAUACGAAUCCUGAAAUUCCGCCGUGAGCAGAAGACAAAGGCCGUCGGCAGCGCCAAGGCUACAAAUGAAGCGGAAUGUGCUUUUGUAGCCUCCCUCUGAAUUCGGCUCUCCAAACAUUGAAUUCGUCGCGUUCAGUUUCAAAAAUAAAUUAAAAUGAGAAAAUGGAAUAGCAUCGGCUGCGCAUUUUAUAAUGUCUUUCUGCAACAUAACCAUCACCGUCCCCAAUAUGUAAGGCUGUCGCAUGUAACCUUGCACACGCGCUUGCUUUCCAAUAUGCACACAGGGCAAACCAUCCAAAUGUACCUUCAAUUUCAACUCGAGCCAAACAAAGAAAAAGUGCCGACAAGUGGCC
Molecule: messenger RNA, 850 nt
Organism: Kickxella alabastrina
Lineage: Eukaryota; Fungi; Kickxellomycota; Kickxellomycetes; Kickxellales; Kickxellaceae
Exons: 4
Coding region: 1-597 (198 amino acids)
Biological process (GO): sphingoid catabolic process
Cellular component (GO): endoplasmic reticulum
Source: RefSeq, a predicted model, not a curated record